AUGGAGGCAUCAAGCGGAGCCACAGACAAGGGCAAGCAGAGGGCGCGAGCGCCCCAGGACCAGUCUCUGCUCUCUUCAGACGAAGCGAGCUCCUCUCGCACGCCACAACCCGUGGCCAUUCCCAUCAGGAACACACACGGCGAUGACUCGGAUGCCUUGACCAACAGUGCUGGUCGCCGACGCCCAUCCCAUGCGAGGGCAAAGUCUUCGCUAGGUUCCGCCAACAUUUUCGAUUUCUUCGGACCAAGCUCUCUCGCGUCCAACAGCACUGCUGCUACUAGUUUCCACUUCGGCUCGCCCGGCGGCAGCCCCAAGCAGGCUGCAGCGCCAGAUUCUGUCGAUCCCGAUAAUAGCAGCGACGAGGUACAGCGUAGCUCGCUGGAGCGCACGAUUGAUGCUGUGGAACCUCGAGCAGGGUUGGGACAGUCAGAAUCGUGCUGCGUCCAGCAGCUCGGUCUAUCCGAGGCUGUGACCACAAGCCGAAUUGAGAUGGGCGAGACAAGACUCGGCGAUGCCGCUGCCCCCAUGCCUCCGCUGUAUCCAGAGGAGACGCUACCACACUACGAAGAGGCGCCCGAGUACACGCCGCCUCUCUCGCAUCCUGCUGCCAGUGGCUCUCGCUCCAAGACGUCAGCGUUCCGAGCCGCCGCAGCCAGCCGCUUCCUGUCGAGUCGCAUCGCCAAAAAGCUCAACCUGCCUCCGGCUCUGCAGAGUCGUCUUCAAGGGACCCAGACGCCAACUCCCUUAUCGGUCUCGCCAGCACAGUCACCUCAUCUGUCGGCGGGACCUUCCACUGGCAGGACUCACUUUGCGAGGAGCGACAGCGCACCGAAUCUGACUCAAAUUACGCACACACAAGCUCGUAGGCGUUUCGAGGUGCGCAACUACGCCGCCACUGUAUACAUGGACGGCGCCAGGAUGGGUCCUUCGCCGCGUCCGACCCGGGUCGCAUCUCCAAGACCCUCUACCGCCGGUGCCGAUUCGGUCAUGUCCCGCUCGAGAGCAGCACCUGUCGUUCGACCCUCGACCAGCAACGGUGUGGCGCGCAGCGAACCAAGGCGGCCAGGCGCUUCGCCUCUGCUGCAUAUGGGCACCUCCUCCGUCAGCUCCUCCAGGAGGAACAGUGGUGAGUCGCGCCCAGCAAGUCGCGCAACCACCAGAUCGGCUCCCAACGGCGGUCUCUUCACCUGCGGAUACAAUGCUACGCGAAGCGGCACCGCAACUCCGACACGCCCAAGUCUGUUGAGCAAAGGUAGAAGCCGCAACGUCAGCUUGCGGAGUCUGGGCGAUCUUUUGUUGCUCCAUCGCGAUCGCCAUCGCGACGACGUCCCCUCGGACGACAGCUCCGUUUGUCACCACCAGCAGCAACUUGAGGCUUCUGGACCGUCAAGCGCCAUCUCCCGCGAAGUGGUCUCGCCCGUCUCGCAGGAAUUGCUCAUUUCUGCACGAGUACGUCCCAACCCGAAUCUUCGUCCCACGCUCAUGAGCCCCACCCACAGCAGCCCGCAGGCCGGCAUCGAUGCAGCUGAGUCUGGCAAUCCAGUGCUGAUUUUGCCGCAUCAAAGCAGCCAAAGGAGAUCCGACCCGCUGCAGAAGCUCCCGCGAGAGAUUGUCCUGACCAUCUUCAGAAGCCUGGUCGAUCUCCACGUCCAAGAGCACGAGAUGGCGGUCCGGAAUGGGAGCUGGCGUGGCAAAAGGUCGAGCGAGACGCGAUGGGUUGGGACGGAAGCAGCUGUGCGCGAGCUCGCUCGUCUCAGUCGUGUCUCGCGAGCGUGGCAGAGUUUUGUACUCGACGGCCAGCUAUGGCAGAACCUCGAAUUCUCGAAACAUCCUGAAAUGACCGAGCAGGCGAUGGUCAAUAUCGCCAAAGCCGUAGGUCCCUUUGUGCGACGCUUGGACUUGCAAGGUCUCACCAGUUUGCGAUCUGGCGUUCUGCUUGCCCUCGCCAAAGCGCUGCGCCCCGAAUCGUCCAGCGAACGGCAGCUGUCCUCAUCGGCAUGUGGGCCGUUCGCCACCCGGCAACUCGAAGUGCUCAAUCUCCAAGGCUGUCGCCACAUCUCGACGAGUGCACUCAACACUGUCCUCUCGCAAUCGCCCAGCUUGAGACAUUGCAAGCUCGCUAGUCUUCCAUGCGUCGACAACACAACGUUGUGCGUUUUAGCUGCCACCGCCAUCAACCUCGAAACCCUCGACAUAAGUCGUUGCCGCAGCAUCGAUGGCGAAGGUAUCCGUGCAAUCUUUGCCAUCCAAGAGAGCGACACCAAUCUCUCUGCUGUCUCCAAGGAGCGCAAUGUCGGCUCUCGCUUCCGCGAGCUGCGUGCUGCCGGUGUGAAGGGAUUCGACCGCGACACGCUCAGUCAGCUUGGCAGGCACUGGCCGAAUCUCGAGGUGCUCGACCUGAGCUAUUGUAGCGAUGUCACCAACGGCGCUAUUGCAGCUCUGGUCAGUAGUGAUGGCGAUGUGGUCAGCGAAAAGGGGCACUUUGUCCAUCUGACCCCACGUCAAGCAGGUAGUCAGCACGACGACGAGGUCAUCAGGCGAAAAUUUCCUUAUCUCAGGAAGCUGAACCUUUCGUCAUGCCGAGCCUUGACCGACCGUGCCUGUAUGUCUCUUGCGCAUGCUGUGCCAGCCCUCAAGGUGCUUGAGAUGGCAAACAUUGGCCCUGCGCUCAAAGACGCAGGUUUGGUGAAGCUGUUGGCCACCACGCCGCAGCUUCAGAAGCUGGAUCUGGAGCGAGCCACGCAAAUCACCGACGCAGUCCUUUCAGUCCUGACGCCGCCCGAAUCGCACUCCGAGGCGUAUGGGCUUGCCGUCCCGGAUUCGGACAUGCUCAUGAACGGGACGAGGCCGCGAGGCUCGCUGCUCGACAUGGCUCGAAGAUCCGCCAGUAGGAGGAGACAGACGAAUCGAUCGGCGUCGACUACUGCAGCUCAGGAGGAAGCACCGCCGACGUACGACGCGGAUGCAGUGGCGGCUCUGAUCCCGGCGACGGGCACGCAUCUCACGCACUUGGUGCUCUCGUCCGCCAACCGUGUGUCGGCUGAAGCGAUGCUGUUGCUGAUCAACCGAUGUCCCUUUUUGGUUCAUCUCGAAGUGGAUGAUACGCAUGCUGGUAACGAGGUGGCCCUGCAGUUCGUUCAGCUUGCACGAUAUCGCAAGGUGCGAAAUGCGUACCUGAGUCUCAUCGACUGUAGGUCGUUCUCUCGAGAUGCGUAUUCUCAGCUCAAUUAUGGUGAUGCGGCCGACGGUGGUGUCAGGCCGAGGAGCGGAUCGCGUGGUUACGCUUUUCGUCACUUUAGCUACGAUGAUGUAGAGCCGUCUACUGCGGUCGCUACCGUGAACGCAGUCGCCGUGGGAGUCCAUGAAGGGCAGGCCAUGCUAGCGGUAUCAGCGACGAACGGCGGGUCCUCCAUGGAUGGGCGCGAGGGUGAACGCGACCGAGGCCACGAUGAGUGCAACGAUCUCCGGCCAGUAGUCAAAAGCUUUUGGGGCUGGCAGCUGGUGGACGCGAGGAGCAAGCAGAAGCGCAAAGCCGAGCAACGUGCUGCAGCCCACCGACGACAAGGAGGCCGCGGCAAAGUCAGCAGCGUCGUCGCCAUGGCGUUUGGUUUGCCCUCGGCUGCCAUCGCCAACGCCGACGCUGCGACAUCUGCCGCUGCAAUGCACGCGAGAACUCAGAGGGGCGCGAAUGCACCAAGAUGGUCACGCAUGCUGCUCGGACCUGAAGCAGCACGAGACGAUGAGGGGAGGAGCAUGAGCGAUGAUGAUGACGAUGAGGAUGCUCGUGGAUGUACCGUAAUGUAG
This is a messenger RNA of Pseudozyma hubeiensis SY62, 3804 nucleotides long. RefSeq names its product SCF E3 ubiquitin ligase complex F-box protein. Gene Ontology annotation, cellular component: SCF ubiquitin ligase complex. Lineage: Eukaryota; Fungi; Basidiomycota; Ustilaginomycetes; Ustilaginales; Ustilaginaceae. The record is from RefSeq and is a predicted model, not a curated record. The transcript has a single exon. Gene Ontology annotation, molecular function: protein binding. Bases 1 to 3804 code for a protein of 1267 amino acids. Gene Ontology annotation, biological process: SCF-dependent proteasomal ubiquitin-dependent protein catabolic process.